This is a messenger RNA of Cladophialophora psammophila CBS 110553, 1704 nucleotides long. RefSeq lists its product as uncharacterized. The record is from RefSeq and is a predicted model, not a curated record. Gene Ontology annotation, molecular function: FAD binding. The transcript has 5 exons. NCBI's taxonomy places the organism in Eukaryota, Fungi, Ascomycota, Eurotiomycetes, Chaetothyriales, Herpotrichiellaceae. Bases 1 to 1704 code for a protein of 567 amino acids.
AUGGAACCAUACCUUCUGGUGGCAAUUAGUGUACUAGUCCUGACUGCGAGUAUCUCCAGUACAGUGAAAGCGGGACAAUCACCUCUGACAAGCCCCACCGACCAAGCAGCCUUGCGGGCUUGCAAUAUCCUUGUCGAAUUAUUUCCAGAGCUAGUCUCGUUCCCGAACGAUAGACAGUACCGAUCUCAGCAAGCUCAGUACUGGGCCUUCAACCAGGCAGAUUUCGCUCCAACAUGCCGCUUAUCUCCGGAGACGCCGGAACAAGUCAGCAGCCUCGUCUCCCAGCUUGUUGCCUUGGGAGAUAACGUCCAGUUCGCCAUCACGAGCGGCGGCCACUCGACCGCUCAUGGCGCCUCGAAUCUAAACGACGGCAUCACGCUGGAUUUGUCCGCAUUGUCGUCGGUCUCCGUUGCACAUGACUAUUCAUAUGUCGAAGUGGGCACCGGGGCCCGCUGGCUAGACAUUUAUCAGAUUCUUGACCCUCUUGGACUGGCGGUUUCUGGAGGCAGAGCUGCGUCUGUGGGCAUAGGAGGAUACCUGCUGGGUGGUCUGUCACCCCCUGAGCCCAAUGAGAUCACGCUGCUUACAAAGCUGCCUGGGUCUUUCCUCGCAAAGGUGAUCCUCGCAAACGGUACAGUAGUCAACACUUCUUCGUCAAGCCAUUGCAAUCUCUUCUCCGUACUCAAAGGGGGUAGCAACAACUUCGGCAUAGCAACGAGAUUCCGCCUGAGGACAUUCCCACUUCAAGAGCCACUGCACGUCGCUCUCCUACAGUACUCGCACGGACACCUCUCUCGGGUGAUAAGUGCCCUUGCAGUCUUUACACAGAAUGCACGUCUCGACCCCUCCUCAUCGGCGGAGCUUUCGGUUGGUUUCGACGCGCUAAGUAGCCAGACGGUGUAUGUUCUCACGCUGACCCGCGUCAACUCGGGCUCGGGCUCGAACAAGAAGGACGAGUCCCCGUUGUGGGAACCGUUUCUGGAGAUCCCGACCCUUGAGACCACCAUGUUCAGGGCUGGGAUGACCGAAGUGGCCGAGAUGGUUGAGAUGAACAAUCCCUACGGCUUCCGGGUGUACAAAACGACUCUCACAGUCCACAACGACCCUAACCUCCUGUCGAAAAUCACAGACCUCUUCACUGCAAACGUUGUUCACAACCGCACGCUAGACACAGAACAGCAUGGCUCUGAUGCGCGCGAUCCCCUCUUUCGGGCCGGAAUGCUGCUUCAGCCACUUACACUACCGCACCUACAUUACUCCAGGCGUCAAGGAGCGAGGAAUCUGAUGGGGCUAGACGACGAAGCCGAGCCAUUGAUGCUCCUCUCCUUCGAAUCCCACCACCUCCACCCCACCCACGACGCAAACUCCGUCGCCACAAUAACUCGCAUCCUAGCCGAGGCCGAAACCCUCGCGCGCCGCCACGGCCGCUCCUCCUCCUCCUCCACCACCACCACCACCACCUCCUCCUCCACGUCUGCGCUGCUCAGAACGGACCGGACCGGGAACGGGGACAGGGACGACGGCGCACUGCAUCCGUUCCGGUACAUCAACUACGCAAACACCGGGCAGGACGUCUGGGCCCUUCUGGAGAAGAAGAACAAGGGUAGGAUGAUGGAGGAGGCGAGGAAAGUGAGGGACGCGUACGAUCCGAAAGGCGUAAUGGCGACGCGGGUCAAAGGCGGGUUCAAACUCAGGGAAGAAUAA